Mya arenaria is the source of this 2420-nucleotide messenger RNA. Its product is annotated as M protein, serotype 24-like. NCBI's taxonomy places the organism in Eukaryota, Metazoa, Mollusca, Bivalvia, Myida, Myidae. The transcript is spliced from 5 exons. The record is from RefSeq and is a predicted model, not a curated record. Bases 90 to 1583 code for a protein of 497 amino acids.
CUUCCUGUUACCAGUGUAAACAAACACAAAAGAAUGCUUUCUUUAAUUAACACAUUUCGGUCUGUUAUACGCUAUAUGCUUUAAAGAAAAUGGGAGCAGCUUCAAGCAAUAACAUCAAAAGUAUCAAGCUUGAUCAAAAGAACAGUUUCGAUAAAAACACUUUGGCCUCAAACAAAGCCAAUCAGGGAAUUCUAGCUGACAAGGAGCUGAAAGGUGGACUGUCAACCCACAGUGAUGUUAAAACUGGACAAAAUGAUGAAAUCACAAAAGAUAUUCUGAGUGCUAGAUCUGUAGAAAAGACAGACAUUGAAACAUUGACACAGCAGCUUUGCGAAAGUGAGAGUCAACGCUUGGACUUGGAGGACAGAGUUCAGGCACUGGAAGAGCAGCUAGAGAAACAGCAGGCACAAGACAUUGAGCACCAGGAAAGGCCCUGUGAUGAAACCCUUCAUGCCAAGGACCAGUACAUCGUCAAACUGGAGCAGGAAAACAAGGAGUUGAAGGCAGAGGCUCAAAAAAUGCGAGGUAGACAUCGGAGGAAGGUGAAACAGAUGUCGUCACAGAUGGCAGAGUACAAACAGGAGGCCAACUUCCAGAUGAUGGAGCUACAGGAGGAGAUCGAACAACUCAAGAAGGAUAACAAACAAAAACUACCUCAAUUAAAAGACAGUCAGUCAGGAAAUGUGAACACGACCAAGGUUGAUGAAGGGGUGUCACUUCCAGGGGGAGAGAAGAUGGCUCUCAUCCUGGAACUAUCCCAGCAGGUGGCUGAGCAGCAGGACAGGAUUGCCUCCCUUGAGGGCAAGCUAGAAGACAGGGACAGGGUCGUGGAAGAACUCCGGACCAAGAUGAAGAACAACUCCCAGUACCUGAAGGCUGUCAACAGUGCUAGAGAUGGGGCCACUGAAAGUGCUAUUGGAGAUUUGCGGAAAACCACCAGUUUAAAAUAUAAGGUGAAGCCUGCAGGAAAGGGACAGAGCAGCACCAAUACUAACAAGAGGUUCUCUGAUGCAGACAGGAUUGAUGCUCUGUUUUCCCACGGGGAGGAUGAUGACAGUGACACAGGCAGCAUGGCAAAACUGUCUUCUCUUCUCAGGGGAGUGAAAGCUCCAGCAAAUAAGACAAAAGUAAAUCAAGAAUCUGACGAUGAUGAAAUAGGAAAUCGUCAAAAUCAGAUUCAAGAGAGUGACCCUAAUAAUGGAGGGAGAGACUCUGGGCUGGGCUCAGCUGGGAAGAGAGACGAGGCAACAAACAAUGUGUCAAGGCCUUCUUUGGCAGACUGGAAAGACCAUGUGCAUUCCUUUGAAUCUGGAUCUGGGCUCUCAGACUCAGACUUUGAUAACCACCCUCACAUAGGCAGCAAAGUGUCUAGUGCUCCACCAAAACUCCAGAAUAGGGACAAUAAAAAGUUAAAGAAGAAAUCUAACAGUUUAAAGAAGCACGUGUCAGGUUAUGGGGAGGUUAUAGACAAACCUCCAAGACCGAGUCUGGCUUUCAUGAGCUCCUUGCACGAGGAGGACUCUGAAUCACUGCUGCACGGCAUUAAACCUCUCUCCCACAUCAGCCCCGUCCAGGUCUCGUGACCAUACCUAUACACUUGUAAAACAUUCCUCAACUGUCUUUUCCUUUACAUAUUUUGGCAGUAACCUUCUUCUAGAAAGUUACAUAUCUUUCUCAAGAGUUUAUUGUUUUCAGUAUAAAAGAGAAAUAAUUUUUAAUAAUAAAGAUGUUUUAUAAUAUUCAUCAUUUUUUUCAUAAUAAAAAAAAAUAACUGUCAGACUGUGUGAUUCAACUUUAUUAAGACUGUGUGAUUCAACUUUUUAAUUUAGCUAAUGAUAAAUAAAAUAGUAUUUCAUUGAUCAGUAUUAAGCUGUUAUGUUUAAUCCGUGUAGUGAUGUAGAGAGUUUGAUAUGUGUUUAUCUUGUCGUUGUGUUAUGUUUGCUAUUACUUUAUACAUUUUAUAAAGAAUUUAGUUUAGGAGACUUUCUAAUCUAUUUCCAUCAUUUUAUGAUUGUCUUAAUUUGUUUGUACUGUGUAAACCUGUUGAUUUUAAGGCAGUAAGAUGGUAUUUAUGUAUAUAUUAUAAUAUAAUACAUUGUAAUAUAUAGAGAACAUAUCUUUGUGCUGUAUGGUAAUCUUUAUCAUUGCUGAAUACAUUGAAAUCAUUUUAUAACUGCUCUGAAUCUUCAACGGGUUCCUUGGUUUACUUGAAGAGUACCAAAACGUCAUUAUGUCAUAUUUUUUAUCUAGCUGUCAGAUUUAAAAACCAGAACUUCAAUGUUUGAUUACAUUCAUUGAUUUUGCUUUGUUUUUGUUUAUUGUUGUUUUUUUCUGCUGAGCUCAUUGCUUUGGUUGUGCAAUUUUGUAUCUAUUGUUGUUGUUUCUUGCUAUUCUUCAACAAGAAAUAAAUCUGCUAUAUA